Molecule: messenger RNA, 2774 nt
Organism: Carassius carassius (crucian carp)
Lineage: Eukaryota; Metazoa; Chordata; Actinopteri; Cypriniformes; Cyprinidae
Product: NACHT, LRR and PYD domains-containing protein 4C-like
Exons: 5
Coding region: 71-2740 (889 amino acids)
Molecular function (GO): protein binding
Source: RefSeq, a predicted model, not a curated record
GCGCUGUCUGACCUGCACUGACCAUCAGACCCUCAUCAGACAGAGAUUCAAAGACCAGCACAAAACCAGCAUGAAGAAAAGGUAUGAGAGUUUAUUUGAGGGAAUCAAACUAGAAGAGAAUCAAACCCUGCUGAACAGGAUCUACACAGAGCUCUACAUCAUAGAGGGAGAGAGAGAAGGAGUGAAUGAAGAACAUGAGGUUUUAAAGAUGGAGAAAACAGCCAGAACACAAGACACUCCAAUCUACUUCAAUGACAUCUUUAAACCCUUACAUCAACCAGGAUCCAAGGAGAAAGACCAAAUCAAGACUGUUCUUACUAAAGGCAUCGCUGGAAUUGGAAAAACCAUCUCUGUGCAAAAGUUUAUUCUGGACUGGACCGGAGGAAAAGCCAAUCAGAAUGUAGAUUUCAUGUUUGUGCUUCCAUUUCGAGAGCUGAACUUGAUCCGAGAUCAUCAGUAUAGUCUUCACAAACUUCUGCUGGACUUUCAUCCUGAACUUCAACAUCUGGACUCACAGAUUUACGAGGAGUGUAAAGUUGUGUUCAUCUUUGAUGGUCUGGAUGAAAGCAGAAUUACACUGAAGUUUUCAGAUGAUAAGAAAGUUUGUGAUGUGAAUAAGUCUUCAUCAGUGGGUUUGUUGAUGUCAAACCUCAUCAGAGGAGAGCUGCUUCCCUCUGCUCUCAUCUGGAUCACCUCCAGACCAGCAGCAGCCAAUCAGAUCCCCUCCAAAUACAUCCACCGUCUGACAGAAAUUCAGGGAUUCAAUGAUGCUCAGAAGGAGGAAUAUUUCAGGAAGAGAAUCAGUGAUGAACAUCAAGCAAGCAGUAUCAUCUCACACAUCAGAAAAUCAAGAACCCUCCACAUCAUGUGCCACAUCCCCGUCUUCUGCUGGAUCUCAUCCACUGUGCUUCAGAAGCUCCUGAAAGAAGAUGAGAGUGCAGAAAUCCCUCAAACUCUGACUGAAAUGUAUAUCCACUUUCUGCUGACUCAGAUCAACAUGAAGAGUCAGAAGUAUGAUGAGAGAAAACCAAAAAAUCUCCUGAAGUCCAACAGAGAAGUGAUUAUGAAACUUGCUGAAGUGGCUUUCAAACAGCUGAUGAAGGGCAAUGUGAUGUUCUAUAAGGAGGACCUGAUUGUGAGCAGCAUAGACAUCACUGACGCCUCAGUAUAUUCUGGGAUUUGCACUGAGAUCUUUAAGGAGAAAUCUGUGAUUCAUCAGAGGAAAGUCUACAGCUUCAUUCACCUGAGCUUUCAGGAGUUUCUCGCUGCUUUACAUCUGUUUUACUCCUAUGAAACCAAGAAUAAAAAAUCACUGAAGUUGUUUAUGAAUGAAGGAUAUAGGUGGAGAAUCUCUCUGUACGAUCUAUUAAAAGAAGCAGUUGAUAAAUCUUUACAGAGUAAAAAUGGACACCUGGAUCUUUUCCUGCGGUUCCUGCUUGGCGUCUCACUGGAGUCCAGUCAGAGACUCUUACAAGAUCUACUAACACAGACUGUGAACAGCUCAGAGACCAUCAAGAGAAUCACACAGUACAUUAAAGACAAAAUCAAGGGUGAUGAUCAUCUCUCAGCUGACAGAUGCAUCAAUCCAUUCCUCUGUCUGCUGGAAUUGAAGGAUCAGACUCUGUACAGAGAGAUUCAGGAGUUUGUGAAAUCAGAGAAUCAAUCAGUGAACCAAAUCUCUCCUAGUCACUGUUCAACAAUCGCCUACAUGCUUCAGAUAUCAGAGAAGGUGCUGGAUGAGUUUGAUCUGAAGAGAUACAACACAUCAGAUGAGGGGAGAAGGAGACUUAUACCAGCUGUGAUGAACUGCAGAAAGGCUUUACUCAAUGGCUGUAAUCUCACUGAUCAGUGCUGUGAAAGUUUGUCUUCAUAUCUAAAAUCAUCAAACUCCUCACUGAGAGAGCUCGACUUGAGUAACAAUGACCUGCAAGAUUCAGGAGUGAAGCUUCUCUCCGAUGGACUGAAUAGUCCACACUGUCACCUCUACAUAUUGAGAUUAUCUGGCUGUAUGGUAACCGAGGAAGGCUGUGGUUUUCUGGCUUCAGCUCUGAGUUCAAACCCCUCACACCUGAGAGAGUUGGAUCUGAGCUACAAUCACCCAGGACAAUCAUUAGUCAAGCUGCUCACUGAUCCAAACUACAGACUGGACAAACUCAAUUUGGAUCAUGGAGGACAGUUCAGGAUUAAAGUAGGACCACAGAAAUAUGCAUGUGAUCUCACACUGGAUUUAAACACAGCAAACAUCCAUCUCGCUCUGUCUGAGAGGAACAGAAAGGUGACAGGUUUGAAAGAGAAGCAGGCGUAUCCUGAUCAUCCAGAGAGAUUUGAUGUGUGUCAUCAGGUUCUGUGUAGAGAGAGUCUGUCUGGACGCUGUUACUGGGAGGUUGAAUGGAGCGGGCUUGGGCUUAAUAUAUCAGUGACUUAUAAAGGAAUCAGCAGAAAAGGGGACGGAGAUGACUGCUGGCUUGGAUUCAAUGAGAAAUCCUGGAGGCUGGACUGUAUUAAUAACAGAUUCACUGCCAUACACAAGAAGAAGAACACAGACAUAUCAGCUCCUUCAUUCUCUAACAGAGUAGGAGUGUAUCUGGACUGGUCCAAUGGUGUUCUGUCCUUCUACAGCGUCUCUGACACACACACACUCACACACUUACACACAUUCACCAGCACAUUCACUGAACCCCUCUAUGCUGGAUUUGGAGUUUAUUUCGAUAGUUCAGUGUCUCUGUGUGAGUUUAAAUAACCGUAAGAAACAAAUGAGACACAAGAGUUCAGUG